This is a messenger RNA of Neoarius graeffei (lesser salmon catfish), 1454 nucleotides long. It is a transcript of the gene cdkn2d, whose product is annotated as cyclin-dependent kinase inhibitor 2D (p19, inhibits CDK4). The coding region runs from base 243 to 755 and encodes 170 amino acids. Gene Ontology annotation, biological process: regulation of cyclin-dependent protein serine/threonine kinase activity; negative regulation of cell population proliferation. Gene Ontology annotation, cellular component: nucleus. Gene Ontology annotation, molecular function: cyclin-dependent protein serine/threonine kinase inhibitor activity; protein kinase binding. The record is from RefSeq and is a predicted model, not a curated record. The transcript is spliced from 3 exons. Lineage: Eukaryota; Metazoa; Chordata; Actinopteri; Siluriformes; Ariidae.
UCUCUCGUCACCGUUUGAGAAGUCGUGUAAGAAAUUUGUCAGUGUUUUCCAAGCGCGCAAAUUAAAGGCACUGGCGCUCUUGUUUGUUUGGAUUUAUUUGAAAUUCUUUGUAAAUAAGAGACCAGAAGGAGCCGCGCGUAACGGUCGAUAUUUGAAAAGCCACAGGUUUUUAGAAGGCUAAGCAGAUGAGAUAAGGGCUGAUAGAGCAGUGUGUAAAUUAUAAUAAUAAUCAUAGAGUGAUCAUGGUGCUGAGUGAGAGCGACGCGGGGAAGAGUCUGACUGCGGCGGCGGCGAGAGGAGACACGGCGGAGGUGAGGAGGCUGCUGGAGGAGAACCGGGUUCACCCCGACACCAGCAACGAGUUCGGCAAAACUGCCUUACAGGUAAUGAUGAUGGGUAACCCCAACGUUGCUUGCCUGCUUUUGGAGAACGGUGCUGACCCGAACAUCCAGGACCGCUUCGGGAUCACACCGGCCCACGACGCAGCCCGGACAGGCUUUUUGGACACGCUGUGUGUCCUGGUUGACUACGGUGCCUCGGUCAACAUUCCCGAUCAGUCUGGUGCUCUGCCCAUCCACAUUGCCAUCCGAGAGGGCUACAGAGACGUGGUGGAGUUCCUGGCACCGCGUUCGAACCUCGGCCACCAGGACACGCGAGGGGACACGGCGCUGGACAUCGCCAAGGCCUCGUGCACGCCGGACUUGGUGGAGCUGUUGAAACGGCAGCUGGAAUCCUCCCUGGCUUUCCAAUCCUAGAAAAUUCCACGUUGAGUUGCGAAUUCUAAGCAGCUCUAAAGUGGUAGAAGUCCACAAAGACCUUUUUCUCAUGUAUAGGAUUAGGUUACAUUACUACGGUACUAUGUUUAUUUUAGUUUAUUUCGUCGUUCAGUUAUACAGUUAAUACUAGAUGAAGAAUGUAGCAGCAGUUUUGCACAGAGCAAAGAAUUGUUAUCGGAAACAAGGAUCGCGUUCCGUUCACCAUCGAGUCGGGAGUUUGCCAUGCACAAUUGUAGAACAGCUCUUUUUUCAUUCUUUUACAACCGAAGUUACAUUUACUGCACGGGUCUGUGUAGAAAACUUGAAUUGUUCAUUUUCUAAAAAGAAAUCUCGUGAAAUUACUGUUGCCUUUCUCACUUGGUGAGACUGUGCAGCAUGCACUGAUGAACUUGCAUGAUCAUUUGCUUAGUUUGUAUUUGUUUGUGUGUGUAAAACACAAUUUAGCGUUUUUUUUUUUUUUGGUUGUUGUUUUUAAAUGUGUACAUAGCAUUUUAUGAAAAUAUCAACUUAUUUAUUGACAGAUUGUAAAUAGAUUUAUGUUUAUUGUGGGAUUUCUGAUGUUAUUUAUAAAGGUACUUAUUGAUGCCCCUCUGCCCCGACCCUGAAGAUUUGUACUGAUGUAAUGGUGGUGUUAUUACAUGAAUUCUUUGAAACACAAUUAAAUUCUUAAAUUUAAAA